Molecule: messenger RNA, 1428 nt
Organism: Cryptomeria japonica (Japanese cedar)
Lineage: Eukaryota; Viridiplantae; Streptophyta; Pinopsida; Cupressales; Cupressaceae
Product: cyanidin-3-O-glucoside 2-O-glucuronosyltransferase
Exons: 1
Coding region: 1-1428 (475 amino acids)
Molecular function (GO): UDP-glycosyltransferase activity
Source: RefSeq, a predicted model, not a curated record
AUGGAGGAGGGUUAUCAAAAUAAUCGCGAUGAACAACUGCACGUCCUAAUGUUCCCGUGGUUAGCCCACGGUCACAUCUCCGCUUACGCAGAGCUCUCCAUCAGGCUUGCACAGCAAGGCACUAAAGUUUCCUUCUUUUCAACGCCGCUAAAUAUAGCAAAGAUCAAGCCUCUGUUUGCAAGCCGCCAGAUCCCAAGCAUUCAACUGUUGCAGAUACCCCUGCCAAAAGUAGCGGGACUUCCACCAGAGAUAGAGAGCACCUCAAAUCUGCCAAAGCAUUUGACCCAUCUGUUUGACAGAGCCCUGGAUGGAUUAGAAGCCCCAUUCGAAAAGCUUUUAGCGGAUAUUUGUCCGGACUGCGUGAUCUUUGACUUCAUGCAGUGGUGGGCGGGGAGAGCCGCCGCCAAAUUUGGCGCAGCUUCUAUCGCUUUCUCUACAUUUGGUGCCACUUUUAUCAGCUGGGGAAUGCAUCCUGUUUGGCGGCAGUACAAGAACGGACUUACGGCGGAGGAUCUGGUGGAAGAGCCAAGAGACUAUCCUUCGCGGUCGGUCACAUUGAGGCUGUAUGAAGCGGCGGGGGCUUUAUUUGUCCACAGUGCCCCAGAACCAGGUGCUAUCAGUUACCCUGAGCGCUGCUUACGUGGCUUAGACGCCUGUGACAUCGUGGCUGUCAAAACGUGCGCUGAGCUGGAGGGCAAGUAUGUUGAGUAUUUUGGGAAGGUGACUGGGAAACCAGUUGUUCCGCUUGGUCCUCUCUUGUCACCGCACGUGUCAGAAAGAAAUGCUGACUCGGAUGUGAUGACGUGGCUGGACAAACAGUCGCCGAGCUCUGUAGUCUAUGUGUCGUUUGGGAGCCAGUGCUUUUUAAGCAGGGAAGAGAUUGCUGAGGUGGCAUUGGGAUUGGAAGCCAGCUGGCAGCCCUUCUUGUGGGCCCUCGAUAGUGAUUCAUUUUGGGUUCCAGAAGGCUUUGUAGAGAGGGUUGGGGAAAGGGGUGUGGUUGUUAGAGGAUGGGUUCCACAGAGGGAGAUACUAGUUCAUCCUAGUAUUGUGGGUUUUAUGACUCACUGUGGGUGGAAUUCUGUAAUGGAAGGAAUGAGCAAUGGUUUGUCUUUUAUAGCUUCACCUAUGCAGUUUGAUCAAUGUCAUAAUGCAAGGUUGGUUGUAGAGGAAUUGAAGGCGGGUGUUGAAGUUGGGCGAGGAAAGGAUGGGGUUUUUCAAAGGGAGGAAAUUUGUAAAGCUGUGAGGAUGAUUACAGAGGAUGAAGGGAAAGAGAUUAGGGCAAAGGCAAGGGAAAUUGGUCAAAUGUUCAAGAACAAAAUAUUGAAGGAUGAAGGAACUCAAGAUGAGUAUAUGACUCAAUUUGUAAAGCACUUGGAGCUCCUCAAGGCUAAUGGGAAGCUUAGAACAGACAAGGAAAUCCGACAUUAA